Ectocarpus sp. CCAP 1310/34 is the source of this 3524-nucleotide messenger RNA. The record is from the annotation of a GenBank genome assembly. Lineage: Eukaryota; Phaeophyceae; Ectocarpales; Ectocarpaceae.
ACCAACAGCUCGCGAGCAUCCCGGGGGCCCCGCCUGUAUACAAUGCCCAUCGACUGAAAGAAGCCCAACAGCUGGAGGGCCGCACGUGGGAGAAGGUUGGCCAAGCGGCCUUGUACCUAAUGCGAGGCGCUACCUUCUCGCCUAUCGUCAUGACGGGGGGCGAGCUAGACAACAUCAUUCGGGACGUGGCCCACCCGCACCCGGGCCUGCACGCGCUGCUUACCUUCAGCGCCAUCGACAUCGCGGCGUUCUCGCCGCCGCGCCCCCCGGGGGUAGCGGCGGUGACACGCACGUUCGACGUGCACCUCGACACCUUCAUUCGCGUCCUGGAAGUGUUCAUCAAGGACGGCAUGGCGGGCGCCUCUCCGGCCGGGGCCGACCGAGUUGGCCUGUUUUUCCGGGAACUCCUCAGGAUCUCCGAGGACCUCCGCCGGUACCGCCACUGCGCCGAGUUCAAGGGCCGCGAGGCGACGUCUUCGCCAGGUUCAAGCAAGACGCCAACCUCGAUUGGGCCGAUUUCGUCAGUCGUCUGACCACCGAAGCUAGGGCGCUCCGGCAGCGCAACACCCUGGCCCCCCCACCCCCCAAUACGGUGGGGGCGAUCCAAGUUCCGCAGUUCUCAAGGACGUUGGUCCUGAUUGCGGAGGGUACGGCUUCUUCGAUGGUGGGUCUCCUGCAGGGGGGUCUAGCCCGUCAACAACAGUCAAAACCGUCGUCCGCGAGCACCAAGCGCAAGGCGACUUCGCAGGGUCACCCUGCACGCGCCCCCGUGGCCCCAGUCCCAUCCGCUUCCACGGCAGCCGCCACCGCGUUUGCACAGACCGUCGCCGCCUGGAACACUCCCAACAACGAGUGCUUCUACACGUGGUCGGGCACGACCUGCACACGCCCGCAGUGCGAGAAGGGGCACACCCAGCGGCACCCGUCACUCUUGCCUGCUGUUCCUCCCCCUCCCCCCCCUCCGCCCGCUCCGCCCGCUCGUGCCCCCCGUGCCCCGAGAGCGACACAAGCACCAGUCGCGAGGUACAGCCACGGAGGCGGCCGAGGAGGAGGAGCAGCGGGAGGAGGAGGAGGUGGAGGGAGUGCGGGAGGAGGCCGUGGCGGUACCAAUCCGUGACGGUGCGGGCCCCACUUUCACGAGGUGGGGCCGACAAGGGGGGGUGGCGAGCUUGGCACGGGGGCGAACGCCUUCGCUGACGGCAGAAGGACAGUAGCGAGCGUGGGAGUUCCCCUUCCCGGGUCGGCGGCACCCGCUGUGUAUUACGGAACUCAGGGAAAGGAUGGCCGGGGAGGCACGAGCGCCGAGGGGGAGCGGUUGGUCAAUGCACUCACCUUCGGGUCUUUGGGAAGUGGUACCAAGAAGGUGUAUCAAAGGAUGUGGAACACGUGGAAGGAGGCUCGAGCAGGGGAGGUUCGGGCCCGUGGCUCCGCGAGAGCGAUGGGGUGGAAAGUGCGGUGCGUGAGCUGUCUGUGUUCAUGGCUUGCCGGUGUUUCGGUCACAAGAACCAGAGUCAGACUAUCCGCGGGUAUCUCUCAGCCAUCAAGUACUUCCAUAAGAUGCACGCAGGAUGGGAGUUGCCCACUUCGCAUUUCCAGAUCCUUGCCAUGUUGAAAACCAUUGAUAGGGUCCACGCCAAUACGCAGGCGAAGCCUAAGGUUAGGAAUCCCCUUUCAUGGAACAUGCUAGAGGCUGGAAAGUGCGUGGCCGAAAAUUCGGGAAUCAGGGAAGUUGAUCUGGUGUGGACUUGCCUNUGCGUGGUCGAAAAUUCGGGAGAAUCAGGGAAGUUGAUCUGGUGUGGACUUGCCCUCUCGUACUUGCUGAUGUGCCGAGCUUCAGAAAUCUGGGCGGACGACUCGGGGCUCGUGCACUCGGAGCGGUCCGGUAAGGGUUGCAUGGGCAGACCGGAGGCAGGCUAGCCAAGUGGAAGUCACGUUCAGAGCGUCAAAAGCAGAUCAAAAACGUUUGGGAGCAACCGUCACAAGAUCGGGAGUAGCGUUGAAGGUGUUACUCGAUCUGUUAGAUCUGCACCCCGAGCUUGGGAGCCAUGCGCCGUUGAUGCAAUCGUGGGCACAAGACAAGUGGAAGGUUAUUUCGAGGGCAGAGGCAUCGAGACACCUCAGGUUACUCGUGAGUGCGGCGGGUAGAGACCCACAGAAGUAUGCGUUGCAUUCAGGAAGGAUCGGGGGGGCCACGCACCUAGCGAGUAUGGGGGCGUCGGUAAUUCAGAUCCAGAGAGCCGGAAGGUGGAAAUCAUCGGCUUUCAUGGUGUACGUUAGGGCGGGGGGUGAAGGAGCAAAGUUUGUGUCUCAGGCCCUUACGGAACCCGAGGAGUGACCAGGGAGCGGUUCGGAGGAGUAGGUCAUCGGACAUGCCUAAUGGAGUAAGAUAUGUUGAGGCCAGAGGCCGAAACAAUAGUAAUGAUAGUAGGGCAAUCUUGGAAAGUUUGCAACGGGUUAGUCCGGUAAGUAAACGUUGUGAGCAAGACGGCAUUUUACCUGCGCUCCCAAUUUGUUUCAUGUGUCUUGGUUUUUCUUUGGUUGCCUGCAGAAAAAAUAAUCCAGAAUUCUUGAGCAAACAUAAAUCUGUUUCCUUAUUUCAGUUAAUUUGGAGCCCCAGUCCGAAACUGUGUAUUUUCUUUUCUUCUUCAGAAGAAGUUCUCUGGUUCUCUUUUUCCCUCCUUUUCUGUGCCAGAUGGCCUUGUUUCUGCUUGCGUUGUGAAGUACCAAGAUUGAACCAAGGGGGUGUACCUCAUUCUCUCCGGCCCGUGAUGGUGACCCCUAGUCUCAGUUGUUACCUUGCAUAGCGCGCAGAGGGAGUGGAGGACUCCAGAAUAUCUGGCGUUGAUUUCUAUUGACUUGCGGACCCCUCGGGGCCAUUUUAUUUGAGUGUACCUUAAGGGUGAGGUACCAGCAGCACUGCGAUGUGUCACAACAACGCGGAGUUCUGCUGCUGCUGCUGCGAAAAAAAACCCAGCAGUUGUUCCGCAUACCAUGGUAUCUUUUUGCAGUGCGGCUGCGCCUGUCAUGCACACACAACGCCGUGUGAUACUGGUUCCGGGUGAGGGUUGAACUUGCAGCAUUCCCUGUGGUCAUCUCAGUUAUACUGUCUGUACCGAAGAAAUGGUAGGGCUCGUUCAUGAUAGGACAUAUGUUUUGUUUUGGUGCAACACGCAGCAGCGGGCGGGUGCGCUAUUGGUCCACACAUGCAUGUGUGUUGCUGAACGCUGCGCGAAGUGUGUGUGUACUUGCGUUUUUGUUUUUUAUGUGCGAGCGCUCCUGCAAAGUACCAAGUUCCACCUCGCAAGGUACAAAGUCGGGGAACGCCAUCGUCCCAACAGGCACCAAAGUUCCCGGCGCCAGGCGCUCCAACUCGCGAGGAAAUACGACGAUGGUCGCCAGCAUCGGCGCCGACGGCCACACCUACCACCCUACCAUCAUCUGCAACGGCCAGCGUAUGCAACCCGCUUGAAUCAAGGACAACAACGUCGUCCCCGAUGCGAAGUACACCGUCAAGGAGUCAUCCU